UAUAUAUAAUACUCCAAAACUGCUAAAUAAUUCCCGGCUAACACCAACCAAUCAACCAAAGCAAUGAGCCUCAUUCCUAAAUAAGAUUCUGAAAAAUUCUUAUAGCUACCCAACAAACCCCACAACCUUCGCAAUUUCAAGUUCAAAUAGUAUAUUUAGAACACCACAGGAGCUAGAAAUAUAUUUCGCUUAGACUUAAAAAGAGUAGUUGAUUCAAUAGUCGAGAAAGAUCACUUGGAAUACCAUAUAAUCAAUGGAGCUUCCAAAAAAUCUCCUCCCCGAUGAGGCAAGUCCCGAGUGGCUAAACAAGGCCGACAAUGCAUGGCAGCUCACAGCUGCCACGCUUGUCGGCCUACAGAGCAUCCCAGGACUAGUAAUCCUCUACGGAGGCAUGGUCAAGAAGAAAUGGGCCGUGAACUCCGCAUUCAUGGCUCUCUACGCGUUCGCAGCAGUUAUCGUGUGUUGGGUAGGGUGGGGUUUCCAGAUGGCAUUCGGAGAUAAGCUGACCGACUUCUGGGGAAAACCAGGCGUGGCGUUGGACGACAAGUUUCUGCUAGGGCAGGCAUUUCUAGGGUAUUUUCCGAAUGCAACGAUGGUGUUGUUCCAAUCGGUGUUUGCAGCGAUAACGUUGAUUUUGAUCGCGGGAGCUGUUUUGGGUAGGAUGAAUAUAAGGGCAUGGAUGAUGUUUGUGCCGCUGUGGCUGACGUUUUCAUAUACAAUUGGAGUGUAUAGUAUAUGGUGUCCGGAUGGGUGGUUGGCAAAGCUUGGAGUUAUUGAUUUCUCUGGUGGAUAUGUUAUCCAUCUCUCCUCUGGUGUUGCUGGAUUCACUGCUGCUUAUUGGGUAGGACCGAGAGAGGAAAAGGACAGGGCCAGGUUUCCUCCAAACAACAUUUUGAUGACGCUAGCAGGGGCAGGACUGGUUUGGAUGGGAUGGACGGGGUUCAACGGUGGAGCACCUUACGCCGCCAGCACAGACGCAUCUCUAGCCGCACUGAACACGCACGUAUGUGCUGCUACAAGCUUGCUCACUUGGAUCACACUCGACACCUUCAUCUUUGGCAAACCUUCUGUCAUUGGUGCUGUACAAGGCAUCAUCACUGGCCUUGUUUGCAUCACUCCUGCUGCUGGAGUGGUGCAAUGCUGGGCAGCCAUACUGAUGGGCAUAAUCUCAGGAAGUGUUCCCUGGUACACGAUGAUGGUCCUCCAUGACAAGAUCAAGCUACUGAGACAUGUAGACGACACAAUGGGCAUGUUUCAUACUCACGCCAUUGCUGGAAGCUUGGGUGGCAUUCUCACAGGCUUUUUCGCAGUACCCAAAUUGAGUCGCCUUUUUUACAUGGUUCCCGACUGGGACAAAUACAUUGGCCUUGCUUAUGGCCUCCAGAGUGGCCGAACUUCUGCUGGCUUUCGACAAAUGGCGGUUCAACUUGCAGGAGUUGCUUUCAUUGUGUGUCUCAACAUUGUUAGCACGAGUUUGAUUUGUUUGUUCAUCAAGUUGAUCGUUCCGCUUAGAAUGAGUGAUGAGGAAUUGAAAAUUGGAGAUGAUGAGAUACAUGGAGAGCAAGCUUAUGCAUUGUGGGCUGAUGGGUGGAGGUUUGAGAAUUCCAAGCAUAAUUCUGUUUACGAUGCUGAAGAGUUUCCAUCAUCAGUUAUGGAAAAGACUCCCAGACAUGAUCUGCAAAUGGUUUGAUACUUCCUUCAGUAAAAUGUUGCCAUCAUCACUGACUAAAAAAAUUAAAAAAAUAAAAAUAAAAAAGAAACCUUAGUUCCUUAAUCUCAAAAUACUGUACUACUCCAAAACUAGU
Messenger RNA from Camellia sinensis, 1805 nucleotides. The record is from RefSeq and is a predicted model, not a curated record. Lineage: Eukaryota; Viridiplantae; Streptophyta; Magnoliopsida; Ericales; Theaceae.